Molecule: messenger RNA, 1695 nt
Organism: Prorocentrum cordatum
Lineage: Eukaryota; Dinophyceae; Prorocentrales; Prorocentraceae
Source: the annotation of a GenBank genome assembly
GACCUCCUCGAGAUUAGGGAGCUGCUCGACUCCGAUAAGCUCGCGAUCCCCAUGGCCAGCUACGCUGCGCGCGUCGAGGGCCAUCUCACGUUUUCCAGCGCCGACUGCGACUUCGGCGAGAAGCUCAAGUUGAUCAGAGCUGUCAGUGUCAAGCUCUGCUCAACGCUCCGCCAGGCGCGCGAUGCUGGAAUGGGUGCUCCAGACAACCUGUGCUCUAUCGGUGACAAGGUCUCGAAUGUUCUCACGAGCAUGGCCCACUUCUUAAUCUACCGCUUCGUCGCCAUGAUGACGAUUGACGGGCUGUCGUUGUCCUGGGAGACCGUGGUCGAUGAAUUGUCCACCUUCCGAGCCGUCCGGAACGAGAUAUUGGAUAAGGUUGGGUCUUAUUUCAAGCCGAAAGAAGAUGCUCCGCCAGUCGUCGCACUACCGUUGGCGACCGAAUUGCGCCCAUUGGCCUCCUUCGCAGCGACGUGGAAGCAGACGGUCAACGAUGAGCCUUUCUCGGCCACCAACAUCAUGGACCAGAGCCCUGUGGCCACUACGGCGUUCUACCGCGAGGUCGGGCUCAGCUUGGCGGGCGAGGAUGCCUUGGAGCGCUUUCCCGAGAGCCAGACCGAGUCGUCCUCCCGGGUGUGCGACGCCACCAGGGAGGGAAUCGAGCUCGCCAACGCCUGGACCAAGCACGUCAGGGAGCUGAUGGAGAAUAUGAACAAGCUGAAGGCCAAUGCCAUCUCUUACAUGACUGACUUGCUGAACCGCAGCGGCCCGGAGAGCAACUCGGCCAUAACCUUCGGAGAUAUCAAGGCGCUCUUUCAGGAGACUGGCGAGUUGAACGAGGAUAUCCUGACAAAGUUGCGCCUUGUUAGCGAGAUUGCGGCGGUCGUGCAGUGGUUCGACGACAUGCUCGGCAUCGCGCAGACUCUCAACGGUCUUGGGGCGCCCACGGCAGAUACCAAGGUCAUUGAGGGCGCCUCGAGCACCUGCAUGAAGAUGGUGCCUAUUCUGCCCAAUCUGUUGAAAUGGAUCGAUGCCGAGAAGGCGUUGCCAAGCGGGGCCGAGGACCUCGACAGCGCGAGGAACUACUUCAAAGUGACGAGCUCGAUGCUGAAGGACAUCAAGAACGUGCAGGAGCAGCUCAGCUCUGAGUCCGAGGCCCAGCAGAUCCUCGUGAACGCUGGCGUGUUCCAGGGCGUGGUUGUGAAGAAGACAACUGAGUGGAUGGGCCCCCACCUGGCCACUUGGGGCGAGCUGGCCGACAGCGUGAAGAAGUUCGUGAUCGACGUGAAGGAGUUCAAAAAAUGGGACGACGAUCGCAUGAAGGAGUUCAGCGAGUUUCCUGGCCGGGUCGAGCUGAAGGAAGCAGUGAAGACCAUCGGCACGACGAUCGUGCCGCUGCUCCUGUCGUGGAUCGCCGCGUUCAAGGGCACGGACGUCUCCGUCAACGAGGCCGAGCUGCUGCAGGACAAGGUCGCCGCGGUGAGGAACAAGGGCCGGCUGCAGAUUGGGGUCCGCGGCGCGGUGGUCAUCGUGUUGGAGGGUUCCAAAUCCAAGGCGGCGGCCUACGAGAACGAUCUCAAAACCAAGCUGAAGGUGCGGCCGGCGGUCCCCAAGGUGGUGAAGGACCGCCUGACGGCCCUCGCGCUCAAGGCCGCGAGCGUGGACGAGGGGGCCGCCGCCGCGCCGCACCCUGACGAG